AUGGAGUCCACAAACUUGUCUGCCAAUGCCUUGGAUGCCACCAACGCCACCUCGGACCUCAUCCUCAUGGUCACGCUCUUCCGCGAGCCUUCCGGCGCGCGCUACUCGGCCUUCGCGGCCCUCCUCCUCAUCUACACCUUCACGGUGGUGGUCAACGUGAUGCUGGGCCUGGUCAUCUGCCUCGAGUCGAACCUCCACCGGCCCAUGUACGUGCUCAUGGCGCUGCUGGCGCUCACCGACAUCGUGGAGACGACGAACGCUCUGCCGAGGAUCAUGGCCAACCUCGUCUCGAGCAACAACUACAUGUCCAUGCCCGAGUGCAUCGCCCAGAUGUUCUUCUACCACAUAGCCAUCAGGGUGCAGUCGUUCAUCCUCACCACCAUGUCCGUGGACCGCUACGUGGCCAUCGUCCACCCGCUGCGCUACCACUCGAUCAUGUCCAACGCGCUGGUCUUCAAGGUCUUCCUGGCGUCCGUGGCGCUCGCGGCGUUGCCGAUCAUCGGCUACGUGAGUGUGGUGGUGCGCCUCAACUUCUGCCGGGUCAAGGUCACCUACUCGCCCAACUGCGACAUCAUGAUGAUCAGUAACCUGUCGUGCAGCGACCUCUACCCCAACGUCUUCUACACGUACACGAACAUCAUCACGGGCAUCGCCAUGCCGCUGCUGCUCGUCAUGGCCAUGUACGCGCUCAUCUUCGCCGACCUCCGCCGGAGGGGCGGCUCGUCGAAGCAGAGCCACAAGAAGGCGGUGCACACGUGCGUGACGCACCUGUUCAACGUCACCGUCUUCUUCAGCUCCAUCGUGUUCACCUUCAUCAACGGCCUCAACCUCUACACGAUCCCGCGCGACAUUCGCUUCCCACUGCAAAGCCUCCAGUACGUGGUGCCGCCCGCACUCAACCCGGUGGUGUACGGACUCCGCACGGCCGAGAUCCGGCGCGCCUUCGUGAGGCUCGUGACGAGGCGGGUGGCGCCCGCGGUGUCCGCUAAGUGA
This is a messenger RNA of Lethenteron reissneri (Far Eastern brook lamprey), 993 nucleotides long. Its product is annotated as olfactory receptor 8H2-like. Gene Ontology annotation, molecular function: G protein-coupled receptor activity; odorant binding; olfactory receptor activity. Gene Ontology annotation, biological process: detection of chemical stimulus involved in sensory perception of smell; G protein-coupled receptor signaling pathway. The record is from RefSeq and is a predicted model, not a curated record. Lineage: Eukaryota; Metazoa; Chordata; Hyperoartia; Petromyzontiformes; Petromyzontidae. Gene Ontology annotation, cellular component: membrane.